Periconia digitata is the source of this 1463-nucleotide messenger RNA. The record is from the annotation of a GenBank genome assembly. Lineage: Eukaryota; Fungi; Ascomycota; Dothideomycetes; Pleosporales; Periconiaceae.
CCACCAUUUCCGACACACACACACACAUAUACACACAUCCGAGGCAAGCUCAAACUUGGAACACGGUCUGGCGGGGUCACUCCAAGUCACAAGCACCAGCAAGUCCGUGCCACCAGCCUCCGUCGUCAUACCCCAUCCAAACACAGCAACACAACACAACACGCUUCAACAUGAUGAAGCUGUAUUGCUCGGUGCCGGCCGAUGGACCACGGCUGGUGGGAUGGGUGGGUGUGCUGCUUUCUCUUGAUAUGGUGUGUGUGUGUGUAUGUGACCCCUCCCCCCCAAGACCAAGACGCUUCAGCUUACUGGCCGGCCCUACAAGUCGGUCGCAGAAUGGGUCGCGGGUCAGCAGGACACUGUGGUUGCUCGGAGCGUUGCGUUUAUUCCUCCUCACUCCCCUCUAAGCGCCGUGCGUGGCAGAUGGCACGUUUGAUAGGGUGGCAACGAGCAGCUCUUGUUUGUUUUCGAACGGUGACUGACGUGAUGAAAUGCGUGUCUUUGUGCAUUGCAUCUGCAUGCCUGUGGUGGGGUCAUGUACUACUUACUGUACUGUCCUGUCCAUCCACACCCACACCCUCACUGCACUAAGCUCGUCGUACCCCACCCAGCGAGGGCAAUGUUAGCCAAACAUGACCUUGUCUGGUCUCCAACAAUUCCAUUAAUCAAUCAUACUCGACCAACCCCCUGCGAAGAGAAUCACGAGUACGAACCAUGCUAUUUCCAUUCUCCACGGUAGGCAUGAUGUUCGUAGAGUCCAAUCUCUCUGCAUUGAUCAUCACCACCAAUCAAGUAGUUGGAUCAAUGGAGGUGGAUGGCUUACUACAAAAGGAUGCAGUCUGUAUUUCCGCUCCGCUUCCACCCCCUCAAAACGGACAAGUGCACUCCUCGACAAUUCCAAGCGGCGGGCCGUCAGCCAUUCCACGUGCCGUCGGCGUAUUCGUAUGGGGUUAGAUGCUACACACGUCUUACAUACAUCCUCCGUGCCUCUCUUCCCUCUUCGUCCCUCUUGCCCCUCACCACCCAACCGCGGGAAAAGUCCUUCGGGAACCGACAUCCAUGGUGCAAUGCUCGCGAGUCUCGGCCCGAACAAGCUGAUCCUAGUGUAGUGUGUUAUACGGCUGUACCUUUUUCUUCUUCUACUGCUUCCUCUUGCUUAUCACCCAAUACCCUUUGUACGCCGCACUUGUGUCGCCAUUUCACCGCCAACAUGAUUAUUUUAGGCAUGCCGUCCCUCUGUCCAUCUAUAGACCCGCCCCCAGACUUACUGUGUACAUAAUGCAGGUGAGUCUGACGGCACAUACCCAUGCGGCUUGGUUGGAAAGGGAACAAACACAGUUUCCUAAUAUAAACCGCCCCUCUUCGCUGGGCCAAGAUUGCCCGUCGUACAUGCAAUGUAAUUUUUCCGCUUCCGUCGCACACAUAUACAUGCACUCACCCUUUCGAAUACUUCCACCCUUCGUCCU